Molecule: messenger RNA, 1542 nt
Organism: Lodderomyces pseudojiufengensis
Lineage: Eukaryota; Fungi; Ascomycota; Pichiomycetes; Serinales; Debaryomycetaceae
Gene: JEN2
Product: Jen2p
Exons: 1
Coding region: 1-1542 (513 amino acids)
Biological process (GO): plasma membrane lactate transport
Cellular component (GO): plasma membrane
Molecular function (GO): secondary active monocarboxylate transmembrane transporter activity
Source: RefSeq, a predicted model, not a curated record
AUGCCGGAAUCAAUACAUACAAUGAGUUCCAAAGCUGCAAAAGAGCACAAUAAACAUAUCAUCCAACCACCAUCAUUUACUACAAAAGCCAUCAAAAAUUAUUUCAAAACUAGAAUAACUUCAUUGUGGGUGGGCAAAAAAGAAUGGUCAAAAUAUACUUGGUAUGAAAUAUUAAAUCCUUUCCCUCCUUUACUCGAGAUGAACUUACAUCAAUGGAAUUUUUUUUUUAUGGGAGCUGGUUAUUGGACUUUAGAUGCUCUUGAUUUUUUUAUAACUACAUUGAAUGUCACUGAUAUAAGUGAGAGUUUAGGUAAAUCAAAAAAAGAUAUUACGUGGGGUAUUACUCUUGUUCUUAUGUUCAGAACCCUUGGUGCAAUUAUCUUUGGUUUGAUUGGAGACAGAUAUGGUAGGAAGUGGCCCUUCAUUGUUAAUUUGGUUUUAUUAUGUGCAAUUCAGAUUGGAACAGGAUUUGUUAAGACCUAUAGUCAAUUUUUAGCUGUAAGAGCAAUAUUUGGAAUUUGCAUGGGAGGAGUUUUUGGUGUGCUGUUAGCAGAAGCUAUAUCUGAUGCUCCUGCUAGUGCUCGUGGUAUUUUACUGGGAGCUUUCCAAAGUUGUUACAGUUUGGGAUUUUUGAUAUCAACUGUCUUCCAGAGAGCAUUUGAAAAGACUAAACACACUUGGCAAAAUAUGUUUUUUUUUUCGGCAGGAUUAUCAUUUAUUUUCAUAGUUUGGAGAUUAUUUAAUCCAGAAACAGAUAGUUAUCAACGUCAAAAAGAGAGAUUCCUGAAGAAUGCAAAUGCUAAAAACUCUAAAUGGGCUGAAUUUAAAUCAUCUGCUGGAAAAGCUUUAAAGUCCUACUGGUUAAUUAUCAUAUAUCUAGUUAUAAUGAUGCUGGGAUUUAAUUUCUCAAGUCAUGGAAGUCAAGACCUUUACCCCACAAUGUUGAGCGCUCAAUAUGGUUAUGGCCCGAAUAGAAUUACCGUUGUCAACGUUUGUGCAAAUUUGGGAGCAAUAGCUGGUGGUAUUGCUGUUUCUCAUCUAUCUAAUUUUAUUGGUAGAAGAACAGCUAUUAUGUGUGGAAAUAUUUUGGCAGGAGCUUUUAUUUAUCCUUGGGCUUUCAAACCUAUGUGGAUAACUGCUUUCAUGAUGCAAUUUGGUAUACAAGGAGCUUGGGGAGUUGUUCCCAUUCAUUUAUCAGAAUUAUCGCCUCCUCAAUUCAAAGCUUUUGUAACUGGUGUAGCAUACCAAUUAGGAAAUUUAGUAAGUUCAGCUAGUUCAACCAUUGAAGCAACAAUUGAAGAAAGUUUACAUGAUUAUGGUAGAACAAUGGCAAUUUUUGUUGGUGCUGUUGUUGCUUUCUUAUUUUGCACUGUUUUAUUAGGACCUGAAAAUAGACAUGCAAGUUUAUCUGUUGAAAGAGAUGAUGAAUAUAGUAUAUUUGAAGUUGAUGAUGAUGAAGAGGACGAAGAGAACGAAUCUAAGUUAGAUGAUAAAAUUGAUGACAUAACUUUCGAAAAACCUGAAGUUGAACAUAAAGCCUGA